AUUUCUCUUUUCAGUUUGCCGUCGUCUCUUAAGCCGCGAGUCUACCUCGUACCUGUACGCACGUUUAGUUCACGAGUUUCAUAACUAAAACUUGUUUUGUUUUUCUGUGCGUACUGUUCGCGAGUGCAGUUGAGUAACUAGUGUCCAGUGAUGAGCAUGUGAUACUGCGAUCAGCUGUUCGUUGCAACAAUGGUGUCAGCUGUUUUUUGCUGAUCGCCAGGUCCAGUGAGAGUGUAUGUAACUCUGUGCAGUAAAGUGAUCAUUGUGUGUGUGAUGUGACCAAGUGAUGUGGCAAGACAGUUUAGCGUAUGUGCCGGAGAAGAUAGGAGAUGUGCUCAACUAUUUGUUGCGACAGUGUCAUGCCGCCUACUGCUACAUAUGCCCGGCUCUCAGGAAAGCUCGACGGAAAGACAAAGAUGCAUCGUCGCUGUGUUCCGACGAGCCCAAGCUGUACUUGGAGGAGACAGUGUUGGAGAGGAAGUUGCCGGACAUUGACUUGCGAGUGUUGGUUGACCUGCCAGCUGGCCUGGACUACAACGAGUGGCUUGCGUCUCACACAAUUGCAUUCUUUGACCACAUAAACCUGGUUUACGGAACCAUCAGUGAGUUCUGUACGAUGUCCGGCUGCCCAGACAUGGCCGGCCCAGGACUUAGAACUUAUUUAUGGUUUGAUGAGAAGGGCAAGAAAACUAGAGUUGCUGCGCCGCAGUAUAUAGACUAUGUUAUGACGUUCACUCAAAAAACUAUCAGUGAUGAAUCAAUUUUCCCUACUAAGUACGCUAAUGAGUUCCCUUCUUCGUUUGAGUCAAUUGUCCGCAAGAUCCUUCGCCUUCUGUUCCAUGUGUUGGCACACCUGUAUCAUUGUCACUUUCGUGAGGUGGUACUACUGAACCUACAUGCCCACCUUAACUGUGUUUUUGCCCACCUUACGCUUUUCAAUGCCAGGUUUGAUCUGAUAGAGCCACGAGAGACAGAGAUCCUCAAUGACCUGGUGAUCGCUCUCAAGAUCCUGGAGCCUGACACGACGGAGCAAGUCCUCACCACCAACAUCAGCUCCGCUCCGAUCCUACCUGAGAACACGGCUCUGCUGUUGGCCAAUCAGGAAGUAAUGGCUCAGAUUGGCCACUAGUCACCACUGUAGCAAAGCUUUUUAAGGUUUUAUCAACUGUUUAUCCGCUGUUAAAUCCGGUUGUCAUUUAAUCCAAUGGAGUACGAUCCGAUGCUAGGUGUUGUAAGUUUAGGUAGUAGAUUUCAGAAUGUUUCUUUGCACUACUGAAUCAGUAGAUGAAACAGUUGAACAUCACUUUCCUCGAUAAUUUGUGUGAGAAUGCAAUACUUUGUAGAAAUCAAAUUUGAUGAAAUUGUGAUCAAUGAAUGUUUUAAAACUGAUUAAAUAGAGGAUUCCCCAAGCAAAAUAUUCUGAUUUCUACUACCUAUGAUUGCAAUAUUCAAAUUGUUUCUACUGAUCAAGAAGAUUGAGUGAUGUAGUAUUUUAUUUGUAAUUAGAAAAUUUUAAGUUAUUAAAGCUAUUUGGUUUUAUAUUACGAAUCAUUUCUUAGUUGUACAUUUAGUUAUCGUUUGCAAAUAGUAAUAGUAUCAAGCCAGUAAUCCAAAGCUAGAAGUGUAGAAUAAUUAAUUGUAAGUGUAGCAGCUACUGAGAUCACAAUUACAGUAUAAAAAGCGAUGAGAAACAGGUCCUAAUAGUAUUUGCUAAUCUAACCUCCUAAUUAUGCUAGGGUCUUAAUCUUGGGUUGUUCUAAUGAUUUAUAAUAAUUUGCCAGUUUGUGAAUUAUUUUCCUGCUACCAGUUGAUUGACGUGAUCGAUAAUAAGAUUUUAUUUAUUGUUCUUUGCACUUUAGCUUUAAUCACUUAUUUGUGCAGUAGUUGUGUUAUUCUAAUUUAUUAUUUUUGAAUAGUAAAUUGGCCCUUGUCGAAAAUCUUUGGAAAUUACAGUUAAACAUUUUCUUUGAAUAAGUUGAGAAAUUUUUUGUGUACAUGCGACGGAUUAGCCAAUUCUAUUUGAACAAACCUCUGAUGUUCCAACCUCUGAAAAGUGUCCAAAAGAUGUGACUUAGAAGAUAUUGGAAAUCCUUUAUCACUGUAAUCCAUAAUUGACAAUAAUUCAAAAGAUCUUUGCUUGACACAGAAUCCCAGCUGUUAUUAACAUGAUUUACUUUCUGCAGUACAACUUAGAUUCCCAAACUAGAUAUUACAUUAAAUUUUUACUUUUGGAAAUUUCAACUUUUUUACUAUUGUUUUAAAAUUUGUGCAAUGGUUACACCUAUUUCAUUAAAAUCCAGCAUUAAAUAGUAAGGCAUUUAAAAGAAUUUAGUUGAGAUUUAAAACAUUUCUGGAUACUCACAAACACUUAAACAAUUUUUGUCUGCAGUUUUAUUUUAUGGCUGUUUUAAAAGUUGCAUUGAGGUUGAUAAGGCUUUAAAGGUUAGCUGAAUGUUUUUAGCGAUGUGAUUAAAAGUUAUAUUGUUGACGAUUUUAUAUUUGUACAGUUAAGGCCAAACCACUUUACGCAAAGCUCUUUGGUGUAAAAAUUUAAUUAGGACCAGUUAAUCCGAAUUUGUAGGUUUUUCAAAAUGAUACAUCAAUCUAAUUUUAAGUCUUUUAUUGUUUAGAGCCUUUACAAUUAUUUCUUAAAUAGUUAACAACAUCAAACUACUGAUUUGUUUUUGCUUAAACAAACAGUAUUUGACUUAUAUGUAAACUUUUUCAAAUUGGUGUGCUAGUAGUUUUAAAACAUUUGCAAUUAUUUCCUAAACAGUUUUAACUUGUAAAAAGUAUUUUGUUGUUAAUGUAUGGACCAAAAAUUACAUAAACCAUUGUCUGGUACUGGUAUAGAGACAAAGUUGGUUUUAAUUUGCCUCUCUUGCUGGCAAUCUACAUGAAUGGAGCUUUAAAUGGAUUUUCCGUAUUAUUAUUAUUGUUAUAUUUUGGACAUUAAUUACCUAAUUUCUCUUCAAAUUUGUUUAUUUUGAAUUUUACACAGAGUUGUUUGUAAGCUUAGAGUGGACACUCGCUCGUAGGUUCCUUUUUCCUUACCUUACUCGCCUUAAUAUAAUAUACUAGCAGAAUUCAAUUUAUACUGGAUCUGGAUCAAGCUGAUUUUGAGUUAAAACAGAGACAGCCAAUUUACAUAAUUUGUAGUUCCUUUUCUCCUUUACAACCCUUAUCACAUCAUCAUUCACCAUCUCUAUUCUUUAUACCAAGAUACCAAAGAUUCAUGGGUGUCCACUUUAAACUGUCCCAUCGGUUAUUUUAUCACCUGUUUAGUUGAGGAGGCUAUGUUUAAAAUUGUACUUAAUGCUAGUGGACUGCGUGCCUACGUCGACGCCUUUUGCACGAAUACUGAUGUUAAAAUGUUAACUAUAAAUAGAUAGAUAUAUUAUUUAUAAUGAAUAGAAUAUAAAUAUAAUACUUGUUAUGGUAGUGUCACAGUAGUGGGGGUUUCUGUGUUUUAUUUUGAGCAUGCUAUUGCGAUACGCGAUUUUAAAGUUUAGUAAAGUAUUUUUACCACGUAUCAGAGGGUUGAGUGUUAAAUAUUUUUAUUGUUCUUCUCUCCCUCAGUGAUCGCUAUAGUUGUGCUUGAAACAACACACAGAUCAACAGGAUUCUGUGGUCCUCAAUUAGUCAAUUUCCAAACACCUGUAGUUCUUGAGCUGUUUUGAUCUUAGUUCCCAAUGGGCACAUGUGAUGGAAUGGUUGUUAUUCUUUUAUGCACUGACUGAUAGUGUGCAUUAUUUGUUUUUAACUUUGUUUGGAUCAUUACACGAUGUUGUUUGCAGUAUUGUUUUUAUGUAGUUGUGAUUUGUUUAACAGGUAAAUUGUUUUCCCGUACAUUCCAGCGUUUACAAUGUGUAUUUGGUUUAGAUGUUUUUGUUUUUUGAAUUUUACGUUUUUCCUAACAGUUUUAAUCUUGAUAAUCUUCUAAGCGCAGCGGCAAUUUUUUAUCUAAAUAUAACUUGGAACAAAAUUUGAUGCACUAAGGGAUAAUGUGUGCAUAUAAAUGUAAUCAUCAAGUGGUUUUGUUUUUGUAUUGAAAAAUAUUUUUUUCAUGAGCCAGUCGGAAUAGAUAUUUUGUAAAAAUAACACUUGUAUAAGUAACAGUCUAAUACUUGUAUAAGUAACAAGUAUUAGUGUUUUUUUUUUACUUUCCUGUAAAACUCUGUUCCCAAAUUUUAUAACAAUUUUGUACAAUAUUCAAGAGAGUAGAUGUGUGAGCCAUAACCCUAAAUCUUAAACUGUCAGAACAUAGUCGACCGAGUAUGUUGUCAUAUUUUCAGUAACACACACUUUUGGGAGCUCCUUCUAAAAUAAGUCUCUACUAUAUACUUUGUCGCUGGGCUUAAAAAAGGAUGUACUUAUCUUAAAAUUUGUUAUGAUGUUGACUGUAGUAAUAGUGUAUAUAUGUAUAGAUUAAUGGUGAAGUAGCAGCUGGUCGGCCAAACAAACAUCCACUGAAUCCAUUAUUAUAUAUUUUUUUAAUUCAUUGUAUUGUAUAUUAUUUUAAUGUAUUUACAUUUCAUUUGCACUGGCAUUUGUACUAUUCAUUACAGUUAUUGAAUUUAAUUUACAUGUUGAUUGUUUUGGUGUGGUCUAUCGUUUGUUUCACAUGGCUGGCCAGCUGUUUGUAACGGUUCGUGUUGAUGUACAUAUUGUACAAAAGUUUCGAGGUGUGAAUGUACAGCCGUAGCGCAUAUUUUUAUUGUAUUGUGAUUUUAGGUUUAAGAUUAAAUAUAUACCUGGUGACUAAGGGGUUCUGUUCUGUUCGUGAUAUUCUAAGUUUUGUCGUUACCAAACAUCUUAGCUUGUAGUUUAGAUCGUGGGGGGGCCUUUCAUGUCUUGCCGCUAACGUUCGCAUGCCGCCGCCGUUUUAAAUUUUGUUUUAGACUUAGUUUUAAUUUGUAACAAAUUAGCCUAGCUAGUUUAUUUCUUGACAGAGUUAACUUUUUAGUUAUUUUCAUUUAGUUUUAACCAUGGUAACAUUUACUAUUAAUUAUCUAACGUUUAGUUGUUGUUGAUGAAAUUCUCAGCACAGUCUGAAUAAUUUGGCACAAGUAAUUUUAGAGUACAAGAUAGGCUCUGUCUCACCUUAUAAUGUGUAAAUAGAAUUCAAUGCGAAGAAAUGAGCUAUUUUCCUGUUCAUCGAUAGAGUAUUAUUGAAAUAAAAUCAUGAUGGAUUAUUGUU
Macrosteles quadrilineatus (aster leafhopper) is the source of this 5200-nucleotide messenger RNA. It is a transcript of the gene Mob2, whose product is annotated as MOB kinase activator-like 2. The transcript is spliced from 7 exons. Gene Ontology annotation, biological process: signal transduction; positive regulation of protein phosphorylation. NCBI's taxonomy places the organism in Eukaryota, Metazoa, Arthropoda, Insecta, Hemiptera, Cicadellidae. The record is from RefSeq and is a predicted model, not a curated record. Bases 287 to 1129 code for a protein of 280 amino acids. Gene Ontology annotation, molecular function: protein kinase activator activity. Gene Ontology annotation, cellular component: cytoplasm; nucleus.